CAUAAGAGUUUUGAUGGCGACCAACACACAACGCUGACCUCAGAUGAUGUGCUGCCCCCUCCUGGUGACUUCCAGGUCCUGUUGCUGACAUUAGAUUCUGUGUCUCUGAGCUGGAGUUCUCCUCAGGGGCUGACAGGACCACAGACAUUCAGAGUGACCUGGGGGUGUGACGGUGAAACAAGCUCAUCAAGAGUGAAAGAUGUGUAUCAUCUUAAAAUAAGCAGUCUCCAACCUGGUGAAAAGUACCAGUUCAGUGUGGCCACAGAGGGAGAAGAUGGCAGACAAAGCAGAUGGGUCUCUGCAUCUGUAUUCACAGUGGUUCCACCCAGAGACUUAAAGGUAGACCAUUUGAAAGAUACCUCCUUCACUCUCCACUGGUCCGAGGCUGAAGGAAUGGAGAAAGUCCCACAGCGCUUCCUCAUAUCCUACUGCAGCCCAGGAACAGACCUCCAUGCAGAGAAUACUAAAGACUGCCACACAACAUUCUCAAACCUGCAACCUGGUACUGAGUACUGA
Molecule: messenger RNA, 516 nt
Organism: Salvelinus namaycush (lake trout)
Lineage: Eukaryota; Metazoa; Chordata; Actinopteri; Salmoniformes; Salmonidae
Product: fibronectin-like
Exons: 3
Molecular function (GO): protein binding
Source: RefSeq, a predicted model, not a curated record